CACUAGCCCGAUACUUUUUGUUUGUAAACAGUGAAAUAACUUGCCCAAUUCUCACUGAUCUUGACAGUGAAUAGUGUCUCAAGUCAGGCAGUUAAUUAUUUUCUAUUAUCAAAUACCGUGCGUCGUAAUUUUUCGUCUGGAUACUACUUAGGAAGCAAAGUUUCUUUGCUUGUUUGAUUGUCGCAAUGCUUCAUGCAAAGCGUAGUAUUGAUGGCCGCCACCGUGUCGCAUAAAACCACAGGUGACUUCGUUCGGAAAUUCCACCUCGACCAAGUUUAUCCUGGUCAUUAGUUGCUUAUUUUACAUUGGAUUAUAAUUUCGAUUUUUAAUCUGAACUGUAUUUUACUAUCAGAAUGAUAAAUUUCAUUUAGAUACCGCCUGGACCGGCGAGGGUUACAGGUGUGAGUAAAAGAAGGUGGAGUCGCUUGGCCAGUUCGGAGUCUGACUCAUUCUGCAUUGUUGUGUACAAAAUGUAUAGUAUGGCUGGUUGUGCUUACUUCUCUAAAAUGACUGCCCGGGGUGGACGGACUAGUGCCAAAUUCAUGACUUAUGUGUGGAUAUUCACUGGAAUAAUCGUUACAGUCUCUACUCAAAAUUUUGAUCCUGCUGACAGUCCUGUCAUUGAUAGUCCACCAACCAUGUUUAAACGCCAACCAGUUGCCUCAGAAGUGGAAUUAUUAAGCGGCAGUAAAAUAUUCCUCUGUGAAACGAAUGGAAGUCCUACGUUAUCGUAUUGGUGGUUAAAAGAUGGCGUACCGUAUUCGACGUCGUCACCAUUAGUUUUAAAAAAUUUACAGAAAAGUAACGCUGGCAUAUAUCAGUGUAAAGCUAGUAAUAACUAUGGUGCUGUGCUCAGUCACAAGGCAAGACUGGAAGUUGCAUAUAUUGAAUAUUUUAGUGCCACGCAAGACCAAAUCCUGACAGUGAACCAGGGUGACGCCAUAACUAUCUCGCUCCCAUCCAUCGACAGCAUUCCAGAUCCUGAGAUCAAAUGGUUCCAAGGCACCACAGAGAUUACAGGCCAGGAACGCAUUUAUAAAUCGCUCAAAAAUGACCUGAUUAUCUUAGAGUCGAGAUUUGCUGACCAUAAUAAGGUGUAUAAGGCCCAGGCUAUCGAUACGAUUUUACGGGAAAAGCGGGACACACCGAAAUAUACGCUAUCAGUUCUCAAUGUUAAUUCACCAACGAGUAACAUUCCACCAACGUUUAUCAUCAAACCUAGCAACACCACCGCCAAACUAGGAGAUUAUUCUGCCGUGUUAGAAUGUGUCGUCAAUGCGAGACCUUUGACUUUCGUCAGCAUUGACUGGUAUGUUUUAAAAGCAGGAGACCGUAAGAAGAUUACAUCAGCUGACUCGACGUAUAAAAUCGAGGAUUUUAAUCGUAAAUUGACAAUACGACGGCCACAGAGCAGUGAAAAUGGAGAGUAUGAGUGCUAUGUGUCAUUCGAUGUGCCUGGUGGGACGAGGUAUCCGACUUUGUCUGCUAAGGCAAAUUUUACAGUCUACAUUGCCCCUUCAGCCAAUGGUGUCAUUUCCCCCAUCGAGUUACAGAAAGAUUAUGGCGAUACUGCCACAGUCACAUGCCCCGUGGCAGGCUUUCCCAAACCUACCAUCAAGUGGUUCAGAAAUGCCGUGCCCAUCACAACUGGUAUGGGAACAAAAUACACACAAUUGGAUAGUGGGAGCAUCCAGCUUACAUCCGUGACUCCAGAUGACUCUGCAAUCUACCAGUGCUUCGCCAAGAAUGAAGUCGGUGAAACAGACAUCGUGACAAACCUUGUGGUUGUCAGUGCCCCUGCCAAGAUUGUCAAGCCACCAGGAGCAGCGGCUGUGAUAGAAGGGGCUAAUGUCCGAUUCGAGUGCGAGGCAUCAGGCGCACCCAAACCUACUAUACAAUGGAAUAAAAAGGCCCAGUUUGGAUCGAAUAUCGUCGUAAGCGGUGGCCGUUUUCAAAUUCUUGAGACGGCGUUGUUGAUCACUGCUGUGGAUGUGAAAGACGCAGCGGAAUACGAGUGCAUUGCUAGAAAUGCUAAGGGCACGGAUUCAGCUAGUGCUAACCUCAAAGUUGCCAUUCGAACUGUCAUAAUCAGACCGCCUCAGAAUGUUGAUGUUAUCAAGGGGUCCCAGGCGACGAUGAAAUGCGGCGUCCAACACAGUCCGGAUGUACCAGUCAACGUCCAAUGGUUCUUGAAUGCCCAACUUGUGACGGACUCAAGGAUGCAAGUCUUGGCCGACUAUACGCUACAGAUCUCCUCGGUGAGGAGUGACGACAUCGGCACGUACCGUUGCCAGGUGACAUCGCCCGCGGGCAAUGACAGCAAGAGUGCGGAUUUGAAAGUCGUAGAGCUGCCGUACGAACCCACCAUCACCUACAUAGCACUGAACCCAGCCUCGGACAGGAAGGUCGACCUGAGGUGGAGCCCUGGCUUCGACGGCAACAGUCCUGUCAAGGAGUUCAUCAUUCAUGAAAGACUUAUACCACCAGGAGCAACAGCAUAUUACAUUUUAGAUGCACCUAUAGGUACCUCGAUGAAUACGAAUGACGGGUGGCAGCUUGUUGCCAGGAAUAUUGGAGCAGACGUGAGGGCCUACACGGUUGACAAUCUACAACCAGCAAAGACGUAUCAGUUCCAUGUUACAGCCGUGAACAGUGUCGGAGAAGGCCGGCCAAGUUUGCCCAGUAAUACUAUCACUCUGCCUCAGCAAGCGCCAAGUGGUCCUCCCACUGGUGUCGUCGGCAGUCCACGAAGUAACAGCUCAAUCAUUGUCCAAUGGCAGCCGCCGGAGGAAAGCAAGUGGAACGGCCAACUCAAAGGCUACACUAUACGCUACAAACCGUCGCGAUAUCCCGCCAGUACUUAUCAGUAUGUGCAGAUCCAGAAUCCCUCUGUCAGGAUGAGGGAAUUGACUGGCUUGAUCGUUUUCUUGGAGUAUGAAGUUGAGAUCGCUGCGUAUAAUGACAAAGGAGUCGGUGCUUACAGUAACAGUAUCGUGGUCAGGACGAAGGAAGGUAGUCCCACGGCUGCACCGAGAAAUGUCAAAGCAACUGCGUUGAAUUCAACAAGUAUCAAAGUGACAUUCUCGCCCCCAGAUCCGCAGAAAAUCAACGGAAUCAACCAAGGGUACAAGGUGCAUGCACGGCUUCCAAAUUCCGUGAUAAAUGCUGUCGAGAGUAUAAUUCCACCUGAACCGACUAUCAUCAACUCGGAACAGGUCGGCUUCCUUCACGGUUUGAAGAAGUAUACGGAGUAUAUGGUGACGGUGCUGUGCUACACUGGGGCUGGGGAAGGACCGUCCUCGCAAGGGGAGCAAGUCAGGACUCUCGAAGAUGUUCCCGACGAAGUUGAGAACAUGAGGUUUGAGGAUGUGUAUGAUACAAGUCUCAAAGUCAUCUGGAACCCGCCAAAGAACAUCAACGGACAACUCAAAGGCUAUACCCUCAUCUAUGGGCUCCAGAACCAGACCGUCGGGCAGACCCAACGGGAUCUUGGCCCUUCUACCCGUAACUUUACGAUCAAUGGUCUGAGAGCACAGACUGUGUACAGCAUCAAACUGUACGCUAGAACUCGAGUUGGAAAUGGUGCGGCAAAGAUGUUGGAUAUAAAAUCAGGAGAGAAGCCGGAAUUGCCUGGCCCUCCACUCAAUCUGGAUGUCAGCUUUUACGGGCCGAGAUCAGUGGUGUUGCAGUUCCUACCAGGGUCCACGGGGAAGACCACAAUCAUCGUAUGGGAGAUCGAAGCACAAGUGGGCUCCGACAAAACGUGGGUGAAAGUCUAUGAGGAGAAGGCACCGAAUGCGCGGGAACUUACCGUUAAGAAUUUGAUUCCUUACACCUACUAUCGGCUGAGGAUGAGAGCUGUGAAUAUCAUAGGGAGAAGUAAUGCCAGUGUUCCGACAAACUUGUUUCAGACAAUACAGGCAGUGCCAUCUGUGGCUCCGGGGAAUGUUACGGUCAGAGCUGUGAAUGAGACUGCCGUCAGGGUCAGAUGGACACCUCUUCCGGUACAAGACUGGAAUGGUCUCCCCAAAGGUUACAAGAUAAGCUACCGCUCAAAAGACCUGAACAACUCCUACACUGAAGUCAGUCUGGAGAAUAGCAAUGGGAAUGGAUACCUGUUGACAGGUUUACAGGAGUGGACCAUGUACGAGGUCAGACUGCGGGCGUACAACAUCAUCGGGAAUGGUCCGUACAGUCCGGUGAAGUCAGAUAGGACGAGGGAGUCGGUUCCGUCUGCUGGACCUAAAUGGGUUAACGCCUCAGCGACUGGUUCGACCACCAUCAGUGUGACCUGGGGUGACGUCCCCCUGCUUCAUCAGAAUGGCGAGAUCACGGGCUUCAAGGUGUUGUAUCGAUCUGUCGGCCAAGAAAUGGAGAAAGUGCUCGUCUAUGGUGGCACCACCAGGGCCUGGAAUUUGAAUGGCCUGGGGAUGUAUGUUAUGUAUGAGAUCCAAGUUGUGGCAUGUACCCGAGUGGGAGAUGGAGUUCCGAGUCCAAAAAUGCCCAUUGCUGAGAGGACGGAUGAAGGAGUGCCCGGUCCCCCUGCUGGCAUCUACUUCCCCGAUGUGACUUACUCAACGGCCAGGGUUGUUUGGAGCCCUCCGACAGAACCAAAUGGCAUCAUCAGAGGUUACAGUGUAGCAUACUACGAGGAAGGGUCUGUCCCCACAUCAGCUACAGUUGAUAGCACCCUUGAGCCUACGAGGAGGGAGUACUCAGUUUCUGGUCUCAAAGAACAGAAGUUGUAUUUUUUCACCCUGAAGGCAAGGACGAAUGAAGGCUGGGGCAGAGCUGUGAGCGUCACGGUCAAGACCAUACUGAAUCGAUUGGUUCCUGAAGCUCCCCACAAGCCCUACAUCGGAGUAGCUGGCGCAGCCUCUCGAGUGAUCACCCUCCGUUGGCAGGCUGGGUUCGAUGGGUACAGCCCGAUCAGGAACUAUACGAUUCAGCAGAGCAGAGACAGUGGCAAAACGUGGAUGUUCUAUGAUAAAACCGUGCUCAUCAAUGGCGGCGGUGACUUUGUCUCGUAUGAUGUUACUGGCCUUAAGCCCUAUACCAAGUACACAUUUCGUGUCGCAGCCAACAAUGACAUAGGACGAGGACCAUUCAGCCCGCAAUCAGAUGAGAGGGAGACGUUACAAGACAAACCAGAUGCUCCUCCGUUCGAUCUACAGGUUAUCCCAGUGACCACAACAUCCGUCAAAGUGUCUUGGAAGCCCCCAGCCCAGGACACAUGGAACGGUGACCUCCAAGGCUUCAAGCUACAGUACCGCCAAGUUGAAAACCCUGACUACCAGAUCCGAGCCACCACGGCGACCGAGGUCACGCUGACUGGUCUGAACAAGGGUUUCAACUAUGAGCUGAGGAUUAGCGCAUACAAUGGCAUCGGCUCUGGCCCGAGUAGUCCGCCAGUCACAGUUUAUGUGGGAGAAGCCAUCCCUGCUGCUCCGCCUAAGGCUGUCGUACAAGGUGCCGUCUUGAGCACCGAAGCAGUCAUCUCCUGGGCCCCACCGCCCCAGGAUCAACAGAACGGUGAUCUACUUGGAUACAAGGUUUACUAUUGGUCAGUUCCAAAUAAUAGGAGAAAGAGACGAGCACUUGCAAUGACCAGCAGACGCAAGCGGGCAAUCGCACCAGCAGAUGUAAAAAUGCAGGCAGUGACAUCUAGUGAGAACCAAGUGCGAUUGACAGAUCUGAAAAAGUACACGAAGUACAACGUGAUGGUGUCGGCGUUUAACCCGGCUGGAGACGGACCCAACAGCAGCGUUAUCAGUAUAGUCACGGAUCAAGACGCUCCGGGUGCUCCAGGGCUUGUAACCUUCUCCGACAUACUGAUGACGUCAUUGGUGGUUCGUUGGGAGCCUCCAAAGGAGCCAAAUGGUAUCAUCACGUACUAUGUUGUCACCUACCAACCAUGGAGGUCGCCAUCUGGAGUCAGUACCAUAGUGUCGGCCAAGAUUCCUGGCGGAACACACCAUUACAUGGUGACCAACCUCCUGGAAGACGUCUCGUAUUUGUUCAGUGUAAAGGCUAGGACCAAGGUUGAUUGGGGGCCGCAGAGCACAGGCAAUGUAACGACGGGUCCACAAAAAUUGUCACCCAAACCGCCGCAAAGACCCGUCAUAACAGUUCAUGCCACGUCCAUCGGGCUCAAGUGGGAAAACGACAAUUCCAUUGAGAGUGACAUCACAGGCUACUUGAUCCAAGGCCGCCUCGACAAUGGGACAUGGGAGACUGUCCUCAGACUGAACAGCCCCGAGCCCAACGCCAUUGUCCCCUUCUCCAACCUCAAGUUAAAGACAGACUACAGGUUUAGGGUGAUUGCUCUCAAUCAGCAUGGAAUCAGUUCACCGAGUGAAGAAUCUUCUCCUUUCACCACUCCAGCAUAUGACUCGAAGCCGUUCUAUCAACAGUUUUGGUUUCUUAUCAUCGUGGCGUUGACUGCUGUUAUUUUCAUCAUCGUCAUAAUUGCCGUGUUUCUGGUGUUGGGGAGAAAUAAGAAGAAACGAGAUAAAAAGAAAGGUUUAUCAGCAGCUCAGAGUAUUGAUGAUGGUGGUUUCUCGACAUUCGAGUUACGAGCAUCUCAGAGGUUACCACCGCCGCCUCCAAAAAUUAAUGGUACUCUUGGGAAGAGUAAAAAUAAUUAUUAUAGGUCGGGUCCAAAGCUAGGUCCAGCCAGCAUCUAUUCAGAUGAUGAUUCCAUAGCUAAGCCACCCAUUCCAUCUGACAGCAGUAGCUGCACGGAAAAACCAGAUGAUCUGGACUCUGUCACGGAGACACAGGCGAGUGACAGUGAACCAGAAUGUGAAAAACCAUUAGGUGCUCAUGGUGGAUUCGUCAACCCAUACGUGGGGGACUCGAUACGAAAAUCAUGGAAGGAGCAACAUCCUUCAAAAGCAUAUAGCUACACAGACAGUGAGCCUGAAUCAUAUACUCUUAGCAUAAACGGCGGCCAGCAUUUACACAAUAUGAACAAUCUGGCUGGUUCUAGAGCACCGUUACCCGGAUUUUCCUCAUUUGUAUAGCGAACGUCCUCCAUGUAGUGGAUAUUUUCAAACUGUGCCAAGUGGUGGAAAAAUAUGAGGGUCAUCUGUUUAGCGUGUAUGGAUAACUGUUGACGAAUUUUCAUUUUAGGGGCAUGGGAAGGGGUUAAAGUAAGCAGCAUUCGUGCAUACGCACUAGAUUGAUAUCGGUGUUUGUAUGCGAGUUGUUUGUGCAAUGGCUGAGUGUUGACAGGGUAUUUUUGUUUGUGCGUUCUUGAGGAAUUUGGCCACGGAUCAGUGAUUUACAUUACGUUUCUGGAAAGGAUUAUUUCAGUCAGGGAUGCAGGUUCUUCAGAUUUUCGUCCCAAGGAUCCAAGAAGUUUCAUGUAUGUAGGCGGACCUAUCAGAGUGAAAAUAUUCAUAUAAAUGCUAAAUGUGUGAUUCUGAUAUGAGAAAUGACUAACAAUCCUAAUGUCUUUCAAUCAUCGACAUUGUCUUAGAAUUACUUGCACAGCUACUUAAUCUCGGAUUAUCCCGAAAUCGUUUGGGAUGAUAAUAACCUCCCAGGUACAAUUUCUGCAUGACAUGACAUGAAUUGAUGAUGCGUACCACCAGAUUUUACGAGCUUACAAAAUGGUACAAGUACAUGCAGGACAUUGUACAAAGCUAAUGUAUCAUAGUCUGUUGCAGGACAUUGUACAAAGCUAAUGUAUCAUAGUCUGUUUCCAAUAAAGUGAAAAACAUGAUAUAAAAUGUUCACUUCUUUGAGAUUUUGACUUGACCUGAUGCUGUGCAUCUCUGGGUUUCAGUAGGCUUAGACUUGACUGGAAUCACCUACAUGUAUAGCGGUAUAAAUAAGAGAAGCAGAAUAUGUAAAUAUUUGUCGAAUGUGUUCAGAUAUCAAAGUAAUUGUACAGUUAUUGUAAAUUAUGUUGUUAACUACUUGUAGAACAAUUAUAUGUUUCUCUUGGGAAGUCUCUUGUUCUUUGCAAAAUACAGUAACAACUUUCAAUAAGGAUACUUUUCAAAUGUAAAAAGAGAAGUACCGGUUAGAACAAGGAAGCUGUUGCUUGUUUCUGAUGUUGUGAGUUCAUCACUUGAUCAAGUACAUAUGACUUGGGUGGCUAUUUCUCCUUUUUCCUCUAUGUGCGCAAGGGAGGGCAAUUUUAAAAGAUGAUUAUCAUGAAAAAAUGGCGGCAGAUAUUACCGUAGAAUUUGAACAGUAACAGUAUACCUUCAUUGUUGUGAGGUCCAUUUGCAAUUAAUGAUGAAAUCUAUUUGUUUAUAAUACAAGGUGAUCAUAAAUGGACACUGCUGACUUAUUUGUUAUAAUCAGUUGACUUCCCUCCAUUCUCGUAACCAUGGUUACCAAGGCCAGUAGCAUAAUUUUUGUUUCUUGCACAUUUUUUGAUUGUCAGCGGUAUUUUAUAUGCAAAGCAGAAAGAUUAGCGCUCUUAGCAAUGGAACCACAUUGGAUUUAGCACUGACAGUAUCAUCAUUAUGAUAAACACAUAUUUCUUGUGUUACAUAUCUGUUUAAAAAGCUGACCUGAGUAAGUGGCUUCAGGAUAUUUUAUUUUAAACAGUUCAAGAUAUAGAUCUAAUCUUGAUUUUUAGAAUUUAUUUCGUUUUUUAAGAUCUCUUCCAUUUAUGUUGAGUUUUGUAUUCAUAGAGACCUGCCUGAUUAAGUUUUUAAUUUCAGGGAGGAGGGCAGGUAUACUGUAGAAAGAUGAAAUUCUAUCAAAAACUUGUGGUUAUAAUAUUCUUGCGUGAAUAUUUCUAAAACAAGGAGCGAGUUGAAGAAUGUCCAAAGUUGUGCUUUAGUGCAAUAGUGAUCAUUGGCAGAUUUCCGUCUAAAUGUACAGUAUUCAAAAUAUAUGUGAAAUUAGCAUAGAGGUUUAAAAAUCUAAAGAAUUCAACGUUAAAAAUUAUGAAAUUAAAAGUCAAUGAAUUCUUCUACUGUUAAUAAUGAUUGUUAAAAACAUUGUAUAUAGAAACUAAUGUGUGUGCUGUGGUUGGUCUUCAUCCGUAUACCAGUAGGUCAUUUGUGUAUAAUUGUAGUAUUUAUUAACUUUCUAGUUGACCCUUUAACACCACUGGAAAUGUCAUUGCUCUUCUUGAAAUAUUCAUCAGAAUGACUUUUGAGGACAGGACAUGACACUUUAAAACUUGAAUUCGCUGUUUGCGUAUUUCUGUACUGAUAUUUUCAAUCAGGGAUACAAAUUUCACCAGUGGUGUUGAAGGGUUAACGAUAACUUGCAUUUCAUUAAAAACAUUGUUGCCAGGCAAACAUUAUGUCAAUAAUCAUCAAAAUUCAUGAAAUUUCUUAAUGAAUGGGAAAUUUCAGAAGAUGUAAAUUUUCUUUACCAGUAUCUCUCAUUCAUUGAAAUCAGAGAACUUCAUGAGAUUUCUAACUAUUAUAAACAUAAUACUUGUCAUGUGAAAAUCAUCUGCAUGGUUCGUGUGUAUUCAGUAGAAGUUGCUCUUUGCUUUGCCGAUACUAACUUGUUAGCGUCAGCAAUAAUUUAUAGGGAGUUUGGCUCGCUUGUAUAUUUUUGGUGUCAAGUUAUUUCAGGUUUUGGAUUGUACAUGUACAGAUAAAUAUUCAUACAGUUCUUGGUUGUGAUGUGUCUUAUUUUAUAAAGGACUGUGAACCUUGAAGUGUUCACAAUCUAAAACGUUGGUGAAUUUGCUCCUUUUCAAUUGGCGACAGACUUAAAGCCGCAUUUGCAUUUAAAUGGUUAAGGUGGUUGCAUUGUUAAAGUUUGUGUUGCAACUGGUAUUUGCGAAAGUUCACAAAAUUAACUCGUGGAAAUUUCAAGGUUCGCUGUAAUUAAUUGUAUACAAAUCAAAGCUCCAAUUGAAAUGUGCCUUCUGUAAUCUGGUUGUAAUUUGGUGACCUGAGACUUGGAAAUAUUAGAAUAGUUAGAAGCUGAAUGCAUCUGGAUUCCAGUGUCUCAGAGGUGGGGUCAGUUCCUUUGAUCUUUGUAAACAAGCAUUCAGACAAAGAUGGGCUGAUGCCAGGGUGGGUUGUUUUAGGAAUAGAAGUGUCUGCCAAUGACUCCAAACUGAUACAAAUAUGCAUCGUGAAUCUAAACUGAUCAGAUGAGGUUGUUCUGUAGUUGACGAUGACUGUACCAACUCUAUUAUGUGAACUGGCAAUGGUUUCGUACAUGUCUUCAUUACAUAUUUUAUAAGGUACCGGUAGUUUCCUUUACUUAUCCCAUUUGUAAAUGUUACGAGGAGUUGAAUGGGGAGAGAGACCUGUCUGGAGUGGCCACAGCAUGCUCUAGAAUUCACAUCGAAUGACAAAUAACUAUAAGCUUUUUACCCCCAGUUUCCUGAAUGGACUCUGCUGCAAACACUGGAUGGAAGAGUCCAUAGAGAAAUAAGGUUUGAAAGGUUGAUAACCAGAUCAUGAUUUGGUUCAUUGUUUGAUUGAACCUCAAGAUAUGAAAUGUUAAAGACGAUAUUGUCUUGGGUGGACAAAAAAUGAUGUUCACACGAAAAUGUAUUUGAAAAUAUUUGUAAAUAAUUUUACAUUUUUGUAAAAUAAACCAAACAUUCCUAUCAUAAUAA
Messenger RNA from Lineus longissimus, 10561 nucleotides. RefSeq names its product protein sidekick-2-like. Gene Ontology annotation, biological process: cell-cell adhesion. NCBI's taxonomy places the organism in Eukaryota, Metazoa, Nemertea, Pilidiophora, Heteronemertea, Lineidae. Gene Ontology annotation, molecular function: protein binding. The record is from RefSeq and is a predicted model, not a curated record. The coding region runs from base 471 to 7025 and encodes 2184 amino acids. The transcript has 32 exons.